This is a messenger RNA of Fusarium verticillioides 7600, 339 nucleotides long. RefSeq lists its product as hypothetical. The transcript has a single exon. NCBI's taxonomy places the organism in Eukaryota, Fungi, Ascomycota, Sordariomycetes, Hypocreales, Nectriaceae. The record is from RefSeq and is a predicted model, not a curated record. The coding region runs from base 1 to 339 and encodes 112 amino acids.
AUGGAGUUGGGGGGUGAAUUCAAGACGGGUACGGCGAAUAUGCGAAAGAAUCAUGGGUUCAGGACUCGGUUCGCAGUCCUUUCCGUGGGUGGUGACGCCUACAUAUCUUGGCCUCUAGGAGGGCAUGGCCGCUCUACCUGCGGCCCUAUCGCUUUGGGCAACGUGCUUAAUCGCAAGGACCCUUCAGGAGUGAUACACCAUGCGGAUACUGAAGAGGCGGAGAGCUCGGCGUUUUUCGUUACAUCCAUCGAGCAAAGUCUAGGCACUGUUGUGAAGCUUUGCAGUUGCAUUGUUCAAAAUACCGCUUUGCAGACGUCAGCUUGCAUAAUGUGCUUAUGA